Caenorhabditis remanei is the source of this 228-nucleotide messenger RNA. RefSeq lists its product as uncharacterized. Gene Ontology annotation, molecular function: serine-type carboxypeptidase activity. Gene Ontology annotation, biological process: proteolysis. The record is from RefSeq and is a predicted model, not a curated record. The transcript has a single exon. Lineage: Eukaryota; Metazoa; Nematoda; Chromadorea; Rhabditida; Rhabditidae. The coding region runs from base 1 to 228 and encodes 75 amino acids.
AUGGCAUGCAACUUCAUGAUGGGACAACAGUUCGUCGAUCAGUUGGGACUCCGUAGAACAUUGAAGAAGACUCCAUGGAAGUUCGACAGACAAAUCGCUGGAUUCAAGACACUCUUCGAUGGGCUCAGCUUCAUUACUAUCCACGGAGCCGGACAUAUGGCGCCACAAUGGAGAGCAUCACAGAUGUAUUACGCUGUUCAACAAUUCUUGCUCAAUCAUCCACUUUAA